AUCAAUCCGCCAGACAAACAAGGAAGAAAGAUGGUUUACCCAGAAUCUUGGAAAGGGUUCCAGAUCGAGGACCCUGCUAAGUGGACGGAAUUCCACCUGAAUGAGCUUACGCCGAAGCCGUUUGGGGAUUUCGAUGUCGAUAUUAAGAUCCUGGCUUGUGGGGUUUGCGCUUCGGAUUUACAUACUGUUUCUGGAGGAUGGGGAGAACAGCAUUUCCCGUUGUGUGUUGGGCAUGAAAUCGUAGGCACGGCAGUGAAAGUCGGACCCAAGGUCACGCUCAUCAAGGAGGGAUCUAGAGUUGGAGUGGGCGCGCAAUCUUACUCUUGCUUGCAAUGUCGACAAUGCAAGGCGGAUAACGAGACGUACUGUCGGCACCAACUUGAUACUUAUGGAGCCGUUUGGCCAGACACCGGAAUCGUGUCUCAAGGAGGGUACUCCGAGGUUUUCCCUAUCCCCGACGGCCUCGCAACCAACAAAGCAGCACCGAUGCUCUGCGCAGGCCUUACAGCCUAUUCACCCCUCGUCCGCAACGGCGCCGGGCCCGGCAAAAAAGUAGGAAUCGUAGGACUCGGUGGAAUCGGGCACUUCGGGCUCCUGUUCGCCAAAGCACUGGGAGCAGAAACCUGGGUCAUCUCGCGCACGCACUCCAAGGAAGCAGAUGCGAUGAAGAUGGGCGCUGAUGGCUUCAUCGCUACCGCGGAUAAAGACUGGAAUGAACCGCAUAUCUUUACCUUUGACCUGAUUAUCAAUACGGCGUCUGGGAGCGAUGGGUUUGAUCUGGCCAAGUAUUUGACUCUGCUGGAUGUGCAUGCCAAGUGGAUUAGCGUGGGCUUGCCUGAAGGUGAGGGACAGGAGAUUAAGGCGGAGACAUUUAUCAGUAACGGAUGUUUGUUUGGGGCCAGCCACUUGGGAUCGAGGAAGGAGACACUUGCUAUGCUGCAGUUGGCAGCUGAUAAGGGGGUUGACAGCUGGGUGGAGGAAAUCGAUAUUGGGUUUGAUGGGUUGAAGACGGCGUUGACGAGGUUGCAUAACAAUGAUGUGAAGUAUCGAUUCACGCUCACGGGGUAUGAUAAGCUUUUCGGUGCUUAG
This is a messenger RNA of Lachnellula hyalina, 1089 nucleotides long. RefSeq names its product NADP-dependent alcohol dehydrogenase. The record is from RefSeq and is a predicted model, not a curated record. Gene Ontology annotation, biological process: alcohol metabolic process. The annotation marks the transcript as partial. NCBI's taxonomy places the organism in Eukaryota, Fungi, Ascomycota, Leotiomycetes, Helotiales, Lachnaceae. Gene Ontology annotation, molecular function: alcohol dehydrogenase (NADP+) activity; zinc ion binding. The transcript has 3 exons.